UAUCUGGUGUAAAUUCCUAUUGUGUUCGAGUUUACGAGACAUGGAACAAAAUGAAAGGAUUAGUGAAAUGGACGCUCUGCUGUUCGCGUUGUCGUUCGAGGUGGUUUUACUGCAAAUGAAGAUUUUAGAGGGCAGUACGAAGCUGAGGUUGGCAGACUGGCGGCCGGCAAACAAAAUCGAGAAACUACAGGAAAUAAAGCUAGAGAAAGACCGGUCGCUGGUAAAUGACGUGAUUAGAAGGACUCUCAUCGAAGUAGCAGAAACAGGAAGAUGGCAGGCGAUCACGAAUGCUGUGGAUCUGCUCAAACAGUCGGAGUGUGAUGUAGAGUCAUUGAGAGUCACCAACCAACAUCUCAGAACAACUCGUAAAACACUGGCAUCAGAAUUAGAUGCGAAAAGAAAUCAAUGGGCGCUGGAGCUGCACAACGCUGAUCAGAAAGUACCUGUUCUUAGAGACAAAAUGAGUGAUGACCUUCACAAUGCAAACACGCGGUUGUGUUACGCUGAAAAAUGGCUGUUCGCACGUUAUGAGUCUUUGGAACUAAAGCUGGACGUGCCACGAGCACCACCACCGCGCACCGACCACGAACAGCGCGUCCACGAAGAGUUGCUCAAAGCUUAUGAACUACAGAUCGAAGAGCAUGAGAAAAGUUUGGAAUACUGGCGACAUCGUUACGACAUCGAUAUUGCUGAAAUAAGCUCUAGAAGCCAGAAAAAAUUGGAACAGCUACUCAUCGCCACAAGCAAGAGAACUGAACUACAGAAAUUGUAUGACCUACACGAAGGUGAAAUGCGAGGAUGGUUAACAUUCAAACAAGAACGAGCUGCCCGUUUAGAGCGCGAAGAGAAAUUGCGGCAGUCCGCCAUGCGUAUACAGGCAUGGUGGCGUGGUGUCAUGGUGCGUCGGGCUCUUGGACAGUUCAAAUAUCUCAAAAAUGUCAAAGGAAAGGGUAAAAAGAAAUAAGUUAGAACAUAUUAUUUUCAAAUAAGAUUAAAAAAAUUA
Messenger RNA from Spodoptera litura, 1003 nucleotides. RefSeq names its product dynein regulatory complex protein 9. Lineage: Eukaryota; Metazoa; Arthropoda; Insecta; Lepidoptera; Noctuidae. Gene Ontology annotation, biological process: cilium organization. Gene Ontology annotation, cellular component: motile cilium; cytoplasm. Gene Ontology annotation, molecular function: protein binding. The record is from RefSeq and is a predicted model, not a curated record.